Messenger RNA from Lindgomyces ingoldianus, 1920 nucleotides. RefSeq names its product condensation-domain-containing protein. Gene Ontology annotation, biological process: secondary metabolite biosynthetic process; amino acid activation for nonribosomal peptide biosynthetic process. Lineage: Eukaryota; Fungi; Ascomycota; Dothideomycetes; Pleosporales; Lindgomycetaceae. Gene Ontology annotation, cellular component: cytosol; cytoplasm. The record is from RefSeq and is a predicted model, not a curated record. The annotation marks the transcript as partial. Gene Ontology annotation, molecular function: catalytic activity; phosphopantetheine binding. The transcript has a single exon.
CAAAUUGAAGCCAAAGUCCGUGACCGACUGCAGACUAUGUUGCCUACGUACAUGGUUCCAAGCCGAAUCGUUGUGCUAGACCAGAUGCCAGUCAACUCUAACCGCAAGGUCGACAGGAAGGAGCUCGCCAAGCGUGCAAAGACAGCAACCAAGAGCAGACUCUCUAAAGACCGUGUCGCUCCACGCAAUGACAUCGAGGGUGCGCUUUGCGAAGAGUUCACUAAAGUGCUAGGCGUCGACGUCAGCGUGAUGGACGACUUCUUCGAACUUGGUGGACACUCUCUCAUGGCGACAAAGCUUGCGGCACGCCUUGGUCGGCGCCUUAACGCUAAGGUAUCAGUAAAAGACGUCUUUGACCACCCUGUUCUUGCGGACCUCGCUUCGACUAUUCAACAAGGCUCAGAAAUGCACGUUACCAUCUCUCGCAUGAGGCAUGAUGGUCUAGUAGAGCAAUCGUUCGCGCAGGGUCGUCUUUGGUUCCUUGACAAGCUUAACCUGGGCACCUCUUGGUACAUUAUUCCAUUGGUGACGCGUCUUCACGGAUCACUGGACGUUGUCGCGCUUACUGCGGCACUUCAGGCCCUCGAGAAGCGCCAUGAGAGCUUGAGGACUACGUUUGAGGAGCGCGACAAUGUUGGCGUACAAGUUGUACAGCCGUUCCGGUCCAUGAAGCUCCGCAUAACAGAUGUCUCCGACGCUGAAGUAAUUGAGGCAGUCAAGGUUGAGCAAACGAGAACGUUCGACCUCUCUGCAGAGCCUGGAUGGAGGGUCCGUCUAUUCAGGAUCAGUAAAGAAGACCACGUCCUGUCCGUCGUUAUGCACCACAUCGUCUCUGACGGCUGGUCGACUGACGUGCUUUGCCGUGAGCUGGACAUGUUCUACAGCGCCGCUCUCCGAGGUGACGAUCCGUUGUCACAUGUUAUGCCGCUCCCAAUACAGUACCGCGACUUUACAAUCUGGCAGAAACAGGCGAAACAGGUGGCCGAGCAGCAGAAGCAGCUUAACUAUUGGACAAAGCAGCUUGCCAACAGCGCGCCAGCAGAGCUUCUCUGUGACCGCCCGCGACCUAAAGUACUCUCAGGUGAAGCUAGCUACAUUCCUAUAACCAUCAACGGGUCGUUGUACCAGGAUCUUCAGGCCUAUUGUCGCUCUCAGCAAGUUACACCUUUUGUCGUCCUGCUUGCAGCCUUCCGCGCCACCCACUAUAGGCUGACAGGGGCCGAGGACGCGACCGUUGGUACACCUAUCGCUAACAGGAACCGGCCAGAGCUUGAAAACCUGAUUGGCUUCUUUGUUAAUACCCAGUGUAUGCGGAUCACUGUUAAUGACAUUGAUGAUACCUUUGAGAGCUUGGUGCAACAGGUACGCAGUACAGCGACAGCUGCCUUUGCUAAUCAAGACGUUCCUUUCGAGCAGCUGGUGUCUGCAUUGCUCCCUGGGUCACGAGAUACGUCGUGCAACCCACUUGUCCAGCUAAUGUUCGCCGUUCACUCACAGCGAGACCUGGGCAAGCUCCGUCUAGAAGGCUUGCAAGGAGAACUGGUACCGCUGACGCCGACAACCCGACUUGAUGUAGAGUUCCACCUCUUCCAGGAAGGAAGCUCCCUCAACGGCAGUGUUCUGUACGCAACUGAUCUCUUCGAGGCUGCGACAAUCAAUAGCAUGAUCGCUGUCUUCCUCAAUACUCUCCGUCGUGGCCUGGAGAAGCCGCAGACACCUGUCGCUACCCUUACGCUGCUUGCCGGCAAACUUCCGGAGCUUCGCAGCCAAGGCUUGCUUGACAUCAGGCGCGUAGAGUACCCGCGUGAGUCCAGCAUUGUCGAUAUAUUCCGUAACCAGGUAGCUGUCUGCCCUAAGGCCACGGCAGUCAAGGACUCUUCCACUGAGCUUACCUAUGAUAAGCUCGAUCAACAAUCAGAC